AUGGCGCACCCAACCACCGCUGCACAACUGGCCUUGGGCACGACGACCGAGUCCGAGGCGACGGCGACCCCUCCUCCCGAGCAGCUUCACAUUGACGAAAUAGACCGCGAUGGACGACACAUUGGUGUCGUGCGAGACGAGGACAGAAACAUUGUCUACCCAUCCUUUGUACCACCCGAGAUCGACUCGCCGAAUGCUCGAUCACCCCAGUCAACGACCGCGCCUACGGUUCCCGAGAUACCACCAAAGGACGACAAGACCACAAAGACCGAGUCGGCCCCGAAUGACCACUCUGACCAUAUCGAGGUGCCCGGCACGUCGAACACUCAGGAACGCCCUCCCAUGGACAAGAGGUGGAGGACCGAGGCGCCUGAUCGAAAGGCUGGCCAGGGCAGCACGGCACGGCGGAAUGUCCCCAAGCGAUCCGGAACAUCAUACCUCGAUAGGGCACUCUGGGAGGCCGACAGAGGAGAUUCGAGCUCGAGCUCCAGCUCCAGCGAUUCCUCCGAUGAUGAGAACUCUCAAGACAUCAGAACCCCGGCCGAGAAGAAAAAGGCACAAGAAAAAGCCAAUGCGAAGCGGCAAAAAGAGAUUGCGGAGCGCUACCGCCGCUUCCACGUCGGCAACGACAGCUACAACACCAAGGGCAAGGUGAAGAAGGACGGCCGCCUGCGUAUCUCGGUCAAGGAGACGGCCAAUACGGGCUACUUGGCCAAGGCGUUGGGACAGGCCGUCAAGAAAGUGGUACCGGUGCCCGAAGGCGAGGAGCAGGGCGAGGAUGGGCAGCGACCACCCGUGUCACGCCUCUCCUCCGCUACCACGGCCACCGCCGAUCGUGAACCGAAGCCGCGCUUGAAUAUUGUCAUUAUGGUCAUUGGCUCUCGAGGUGACGCGCAGCCGUUCCUAAAAAUUGGCAAGAUUCUCAAGGAGGAUUAUGGUCAUCGCGUGCGUAUUGCAACGCACCCCGCCUUCCGCGAGUUUGUGGAGAAGGACUCUGGCCUCGAGUUCUUCUCGGUCGGCGGCGACCCCUCCGAGUUGAUGGCUUUCAUGGUCAAGAAUCCUGGCAUGAUUCCGACUCUCGAUGCCGUCAAGGCGGGAGACAUUGGACGACGACGAUCGGCCAUGGCGGAGAUGUUUGACGGAUUCUGGCGAGCUUGCAUCAACGCCACGGACGACGAGAAGGAUGUCCACAACCUCAAAAUGAUGGGUGAGAAGGAUCCCUUCAUCGCCGACGCCAUCAUUGCCAACCCUCCCAGCUUCGCCCACAUUCACUGCGCUGAAGCUCUCGGAAUUCCCUUGCAUCUCAUGUUCACGUUCCCAUACACCCCAACGCAAGCUUUCCCUCACCCCCUGGCCAGCAUCAAGAAAUCCAACGUGGAUCCCGGGUACACCAACUUCAUCUCAUAUCCCCUGGUCGAGAUGAUGGUCUGGCAAGGUCUGGGCGAUUUGGUCAAUGACUUCCGCGUCAAGACCCUCGGAUUAGACGCUGUCUCGACACUUUGGGCCCCGGGAGCAACCUACCGCCUGCACGUGCCCUUUACCUACCUCUGGAGUCCUGGUCUCGUCCCCAAGCCCCACGAUUGGGGUGAAGAAAUUGACGUCUCCGGUUUCGUCUUCCUCGACUUGGCUUCGACUUUUGAGCCACCCAGCGACCUGGAGAAGUUCUUGGAUGCAGGAGAGCCACCUAUCUACAUUGGGUUCGGCUCUAUCGUUGUCGAUGAUGCCGACCGUUUUACCCAGAUGAUCUUCGAGGCCGUUGAACUUGCCGGAGUUCGCGCCCUCGUGUCCAAGGGCUGGGGCGGCUUGGGAGGCGAUGAAAUGGACGUCCCCGAUAAUAUUUUCAUGCUGGAGAACACGCCUCACGACUGGCUGUUCCCUCGAGUAAAGGCCUGCGUCAUCCAUGGCGGAGCCGGAACCACUGCUAUCGCUCUCAAGUGCGGUCUGCCGACCAUGGUUGUACCCUUUUUCGGCGACCAGCAUUUCUGGGGAAGCAUCCUAGCGACAAGCAAAGCCGGGCCCGAGGCCGUGCCCUACAAGCAACUCGACGCCGAGAAGCUCGCCGAGGGCAUCAAGUACUGCCUAACGGACGAGGCGAAAGAAGCGGCCGCCAAGGUCGCCAAGGAUAUUGAAUUAGAAGGUGACGGUGCCAAGAACGCCGUGCGGUCAUUCCACCACCAUUUGACGCUGGGAGGCAUGAACUCGAUGCGCUGCUCUAUUUUGCGAGACCGUCCGGCUGUCUGGACGCUGAAGAACACCAAUGUCAAGCUCAGCGCGCUCGCCGCUGAUAUCAUUGUCGAGGAAGGGCAGCUUUCUUGGAAGAAACUCAGACUGUUGCGGCACACGGAAUGGAACGACUUUGAGGGCCCUGGCGAACCGGUGACUGGUAUCGCGGGCUCUCUUGCCGGAACGAUGGGCAACGUCUUUGGUGGGAUCGGCAGUGUUCCUUACAGAAUUGCCAAGACGUCACAUAAGCGCAAGGAGAAGAAGGAUAAGAAGAAGAAGUUGAGGGCCCUCCGAGACAAGCGCACGAGCGCCAAGGAACGGAAGGCUGCGACCAACGGCGAGACCAGCAACGGUGCGCUUCGACCACAGGAGGGCGAUGACGACAACUCGAAGGAGGGAGAUAAGGCGAAAGCAAAGGGCGAAGAUGACAGUAAACAAUCCCAAGCCAACGGAAACGCCUCUUCUGCAAGACCGGGUGCGCAAGAACGACGCGAUACAAUGUCUUCAAUCGACACCGGAACCACCGUCGACGAUGCCGUUGGAGACUACGCCACUGAAGUUGGCGAGGGUGUUGGUAAAUCGGCACAAGCCCUCGCGAGGGCACCGGUAGACUUAUCCAUGGCCAUCGCUCAAGGAUUUCACAAUGCUCCUCGCCUAUACGGUGAUGAUACUGUUCGACGCCCGCCACGUGUCACCGGUAUCAGCUCCGGAUUGAAGGCCGCCGGCAAGGAAUUCGCUUACGGCAUUUACGACGGCACGACGGGCCUCGUUCGCCUGCCAGUCAGGGGUGCCAAGAAGGAGGGCGUCAAGGGGUUCGUCAAGGGAACAGGCAUGGGUCUCACAGGAUUCGUACUCAAGGACCUCAGCGCCAUCAUCAGUCCCUUUGGCUACACUCUGAAGGGCAUUGCCAAGCAAGUCGAACGGAAGAAGCAGCCCGACCGAGUCGUCCGUCGGGCUCGUCUUGUACAAGGUCAACGCGAAAGACGGAACCUGCCUGGCGAUACCAAGAAGCAAACAGACAAGGACGUAAUUACUGGGUGGUACACCAUCCACGAACUUCUGGAGACCCUCGAGGCCGAGAAGAAGCAAGGUAUCAAGGGGGUGUUCUCGCACAAGAAGCAGCGCGUCAACCACGCCGCCUUUGAGAGUGUCGACAUUGCCGACCGCACUCUCCAGGCGAUCAAGAAGGGUGAGGAUAUGAGCACCGUCGUCGGCACGGAGAAGGAGCUUCGAAAAGCGGACGAGAAGUUGAAGAGCCCUGCGACUAGACAUAGUGUUGAUACGAGGCGGUCGACCGAAACCGCGCGGGCGCGCAAGUCUGCCGAGGAUCAGGAUGGCUCCGAGGGCUCGGAUAAGAACUCGUCCAAGAGAAACCAUGACAUCGCGGAGAACGAGGAAGGAGAGGCGCGGGCCGAGGCGGCAGACCGUGCGGACGCGAGAGACAAGGCUGCCGCGGAAGACGCACAAGACAGAGCGGAGGCUUCUGGGUCCAAGUCUCACGAUGGAGCCCAGGUUAAUGGUACGGCUGGCGGGGGGCACAAGACGCAGCCAGAGGAGGACGGGCAUCGGCGGCCCAGCGUUGAUCGCGCGAGGUCGGCUCAGGUUUAG
Messenger RNA from Colletotrichum phormii, 3831 nucleotides. RefSeq names its product glycosyltransferase family 28 domain-containing protein. The coding region runs from base 1 to 3831 and encodes 1276 amino acids. The transcript has 2 exons. The record is from RefSeq and is a predicted model, not a curated record. Gene Ontology annotation, molecular function: UDP-glycosyltransferase activity; hexosyltransferase activity. Lineage: Eukaryota; Fungi; Ascomycota; Sordariomycetes; Glomerellales; Glomerellaceae. Gene Ontology annotation, biological process: carbohydrate metabolic process.